Molecule: messenger RNA, 559 nt
Organism: Rhodofomes roseus
Lineage: Eukaryota; Fungi; Basidiomycota; Agaricomycetes; Polyporales; Fomitopsidaceae
Exons: 2
Coding region: 268-543 (91 amino acids)
Source: RefSeq, a predicted model, not a curated record
GGCAGGCACGUCUGCGGGCGAAGGUCAUCUGGGCGGACUCGCAGGUGCGAUCGAGCGCGCAGAUGAACGCCAAGGCUGCGACGCGCAUUCGAGUCUGGAGGGAGGAGGUGCACCAGGCGACGUACCUACGCAACCGUCCGAGUCGCACCACGGGCAGAACCAGAACACCGGCUGAUUCGGAGGACGGAUGACGAUGGUAUCGCCGUAUACGCGGCCAGUGUGGGACAAUCCUUGACGAUCCCUGACCGAUGAUAGACGGCUCGGUGCAUGAACAAGUUCCUGGAUUGCGAUGGGCUGAUAUUCCGUUUAAUCUUGUGCUUGUUACAGCUGCUCGUGACGACUUUUUUGUCAGUUAUUGUCUCGGAGACCUUGAUACAUACAGACUUGAGUGUGUUCUUCGUUACACUCGUGUUUGCCAACUGGAUUGCCUGGAGCUUCCACGGAGUGUUGCUGUCUAUCGUCGAGUCUGUAUCGUGUUGUGUACUGGUUCGUUCGGUACGAAACCGCCUCCCGUCUGUCUGCUUCGAAUUGUCGUUACGAUGAUUGCACCCAAUAUAGC